Apiotrichum porosum is the source of this 1086-nucleotide messenger RNA. It is a transcript of the gene SEN34, whose product is annotated as tRNA-splicing endonuclease subunit. Gene Ontology annotation, biological process: tRNA splicing, via endonucleolytic cleavage and ligation; tRNA-type intron splice site recognition and cleavage. Gene Ontology annotation, cellular component: tRNA-intron endonuclease complex. The coding region runs from base 1 to 1086 and encodes 361 amino acids. The transcript is spliced from 3 exons. Gene Ontology annotation, molecular function: nucleic acid binding; tRNA-intron lyase activity. The record is from RefSeq and is a predicted model, not a curated record. Lineage: Eukaryota; Fungi; Basidiomycota; Tremellomycetes; Trichosporonales; Trichosporonaceae.
AUGUCGCUCCUUGACAAGCCCGGCGAGUCGAGCUCGGGCGCGUCGUCGAUCCCGCUCUAUAUCGUCGGCGGGGUAGCGACCGUUUGGGACGCCCAGACCGCUGCGACUAUCCACUGCGCACAUGACGUCUCGGGCCUGCGUGCUGGAACAUUGCCCGGUGUGGUGCAGCAGAACGGCUUCCUCGGUCUCCCCGUGACCCUCAUGCCGGAGGAGGCGACGCACCUGGUCAGGAAUGGCAUUGCGCACCUCGUCCCCGUUCCCAACACGACGCUCGCCCCGCCGUCGGCCCAGCUCGUUGCGGAACGCACCGCCCAGCGUAUUGCCCGUUCGCGCGCUCUCGCCGAGCGUGUGCGCCUAGACGAAGAGACGCGCGCGGCGGAGGGCAAGGCCAAGUACGCAGCGCGCAACGCCGCGUCGGCGGCCAAGGCGGCCACGAAGCGCGAGGAGCGGACGCGGAAGCGCGCCGAGGCCGCUCGCGCUGCGGCGGUGGCGAACGGCGGCGACGAACCCGCGGGGCAGGAGGCGUACGACGGCGUGUAUGCCGCUGUCAAGGCCAAGGAGGCGGCCGACGAGGCCAAGGCCGCUGGAAACAAGGACGACGACGACGAACCCAAGGAGAGGCCAGUGGCCACGGCCGACAACACCAACCUCUUCACCGUCGUGCCCGCGCUCCCUGUCCACCCGUCCCUCAUGCCCAGCACACCCACGACGAUUACCUCGGCUGCGUUCCCGUUCCCGCACCCGCCCUCGCACAGCCUGCACGUCCGCGACAGUGCCGUCGCCGACACGUUUUCGGCCCUGCACGCGCGCGGCCUGCGGAUGGGCCUCGGACCGCGGUUCGGCGGCGAGUGGCUCGUCUAUCCCGGAGACUACCUCCGCUACCAUGCGCACUACACCUCGCAGGUGGUCGUCCGCGACGACCCUAUCCGCCCCGCAGAGCUCGUGGCGUGGGGCCGUCUCGGCACAGGUACCAAGAAGGCCGGGUUGAUCUGCUGCUGGGACGACGGCGGGCGCGGCGACGACGAGCCAGUCAAGGGUAAGGGCGAGGUCGAGUUUUAUAGCCUGGAGUGGGCCAACUUUGGAUAA